CUGGCCUUGACAAUAGCCGACACUGAGAACUGUCGAAAAAGUUUGAAAAAUGUUAAACUGGCGCUUUUGUCUUCAAAUCUUGCUAUUUAUUUUAAUUGUGUUCUGGGCUGGUAUUUGCAUUAAGCUGUCGUAUGAUGUUCUAAAGAAGCAUCCAGGUGAGCAUCGUAAAGGAACAGACCGAACCGAGUUGGGUCAGCAAUUGUAUCCAUAUGAUUUGAUGGGCGGCCGAGCGUCUGCCCUUCGCCAGCGUAACGCACUCUUGCGCCGCGAGGGCGUUUUCGACAAUGGCUACAGCAGUCGACUGGUGGAUCUGGUCUAUCGCACUGCCAUGAAGAGCACCAACGACCGCAGGCGGCAGGUCGAAUUUGAGCAGAGUGUGGCAGCCGCACGACAGAUUAUCGAGCUGGCCGGCGCGGCGGCAGACGCCGAACGCAUGGCCCGUAUUCGCCUGGUCAGCGGCGAAGACUCGGUGCCCAUCAAUGCGCAGGGAGCCAUAGAUGCGGCAGAGCUCGUCGCCGCUGAUGAUUACAACUUGGCGCACUAUACAAGACAAAAGUCAAAAAAGUCGUGAAAAGACUCCAUUGCUAAGUCUUCAAUUUAAGACUUAAUCAUUCCACUAACAUAUUGAAUAUUGAAUUUUAAAUAUAUAUAUAAUAUAUAUAGAGGGUACUCAGAAAAACGGUU
Drosophila virilis is the source of this 684-nucleotide messenger RNA. RefSeq lists its product as uncharacterized. NCBI's taxonomy places the organism in Eukaryota, Metazoa, Arthropoda, Insecta, Diptera, Drosophilidae. The record is from RefSeq and is a predicted model, not a curated record.